AACAUAAUUGCACAAGCCAGUGAGGGCAUUCACAGCCGACUGCUCAGAUGGGUGACGGCACACCAGCCAAACGUUUUUAGAAAUAGCAAAAGCCUUGGUUAUAUAGUGCUUACUGACCACUACAUUUAGCUUGCUUCCAUAUAUUGAUUUUUCAGAUGCAGAUCAAGGGAAUGAAAUGGGAGUGAGGAAGUACAUGUUUUUCAUUGGGAUGCAACCCAACACUGUCCAAUCCCAGCACUCGAGGGAAGGGUUAGCGUAAUUACGUAGCCUGAUAAACAAGUACGUUGACUAGCGAGCGGGAGAUUUUAGUUCAAGCAAUAAAAACUAGAGACAUAACUCACCUGUCCAUAAAUCAAGAUGGCUGUGAGAAGCGAGGCCAGAGUGGAGGCAGAGGUAGAGGAGGAGGAGAGCUUUGGACCACAGCUACUGAGCAGACUUGAGCAAUGUGGCAUCAGUGCCAGUGACAUAAAGAAGCUGGAGGAUGCAGGCUUCCACACCAUUGAGGCAGUGGCCUAUGCCCCCAAGAAGGAGUUGCUUAACAUCAAGGGGAUCAGUGAGGCCAAAGCAGACAAAGUUCUGGCUGAAGCUGCCAAACUAGUGCCCAUGGGCUUCACCACAGCAACAGAGUUCCACCAACGCCGAGCUGAAAUCAUCCAGAUCUCCACUGGGUCCAAAGAGCUGGACAAGCUGCUACAGGGUGGGAUAGAGACAGGCUCCAUCACAGAAAUGUUUGGAGAGUUCCGGACAGGAAAAACACAGCUGUGCCACACCCUUGCAGUCACCUGCCAGUUGCCCAUUGACCAGGGUGGUGGAGAGGGAAAAGCCAUGUACAUUGAUACAGAGGGGACCUUCAGACCAGAGAGGUUACUGGCUGUAGCAGAGCGGUAUGGACUUGUUGGGAGUGACGUUCUGGACAAUGUAGCCUACGCUAGGGCCUUUAACACAGACCACCAGACCCAGCUGCUUUACCAAGCCUCAGCCAUGAUGGCAGAGUCCAGGUAUGCCCUGCUGAUAGUGGACAGUGCCACAGCCCUCUACAGAACCGACUACUCCGGGAGGGGAGAACUCGCUGCACGGCAAGGCCACCUGGGACGCUUCCUGAGAAUGCUGCUAAGGCUAGCAGACGAGUUUGGCGUUGCUGUGGUGAUAACCAAUCAGGUGGUGGCCCAGGUAGACGGUGCCGCCAUGUUCUCAGCAGACCCUAAAAAACCUAUCGGGGGCAACAUCAUGGCACAUGCCUCCACUACGCGACUGUACUUGAGGAAAGGCCGCGGCGAAACGAGGAUCUGCAAAAUCUACGACUCGCCCUGCCUCCCUGAGUCUGAAGCCAUGUUUGCCAUCAACGCAGAUGGGGUGGGUGACGCCAAGGACUGAGCUCAGAUGGCACCAUACCAGGGAGUGAGAGCACGGCUGUAUGUCAUGUGGCUAUGCCCCUCACCCGCUACCAUAGACUUGCACAAUGGCAGCUCUUGUGUGUUUGUGUGUACACUCUUCCCUGAGGUAAGAGCUAAGAAAAUGACUAAUAGGGAGAUGCUGGCCACAACUGUUGUGUUGAUAUGAUUUUGGACCGUCCCAUUACUGAGGGAAGAAUGCAUUCCUACAGUACAAGAGGGUACUGUGCAUAGAGAAUGUUGCCUAUUGCCCUAAGGAGCACAGUGAUUUGCCCAUGCUUAGGCUUACACUGAAUACUCAGUUUGUAUUAUACAGUAUAUGGGCCUAUAGCGGCUUUGAUAAUCAGAGGGAGCUCAACUUCACAGAAGUGACAUUUUUCACCAACCCAAUGGACUUGUAAAAUAAUAUUUCUAUCUAACUCCACUGGUAGACGUGGACAUAUUUGGAUGUAUGUUUGUGGUAUUGUUUUGUUUGAUUUAGUUUUUCGGGGGUGUCUGAUUUAGUUUUUCGGGGGUGUCUGAUUUUUCUACCAGUGUUUUUCAUUUAAACCAUCUUUGGAUUUGACAUUCAACUACAUCAAUAGAUCAAUUCUCUUUAUUUGUCAAACAUCUGUUCUUAAUAGAAUAAACAUCAGUACAUGCCCCCUUACUAACAAGGUUUGACACCCUUAACGACUACAUUUUCUCUAUUUGUUUGUGCGUUCAAGAACCAUAGUUUCUGUAUGAGACACAUUGUAUUAAAAUUGUUUUAUCAUUAAA
This is a messenger RNA of Oncorhynchus keta (chum salmon), 2150 nucleotides long. RefSeq names its product DNA repair protein RAD51 homolog A. The coding region runs from base 358 to 1374 and encodes 338 amino acids. Gene Ontology annotation, molecular function: single-stranded DNA binding; ATP-dependent DNA damage sensor activity; ATP hydrolysis activity. The record is from RefSeq and is a predicted model, not a curated record. NCBI's taxonomy places the organism in Eukaryota, Metazoa, Chordata, Actinopteri, Salmoniformes, Salmonidae. Gene Ontology annotation, biological process: reciprocal meiotic recombination; chromosome organization involved in meiotic cell cycle; mitotic recombination-dependent replication fork processing. Gene Ontology annotation, cellular component: condensed nuclear chromosome. The transcript is spliced from 10 exons.